AACAAAUAAAUGAAAAUGACCCAAUUAAAUGUUUCCCUUUAACUCACCCACCGGUCAUGAUUGAAGAACCAAUUUAUAAACCCCAAAACCCCCAUUUCGGAAAACCAUAAAAUUUCCAACCAUAGUUUCAGUUCCAUCUCCCAGUAGUCAAGUUUGAAAGCAAACCAUGGUUCCCCCCCAACAAGACCAUGAUCUUGUCUAUAACCUUAGGCUCUCAUCGGUUGGACCAGGUUGUGUCACCGGUUCGGACGUGGUUCAUGACCUAAGCGGCCUGGACUUGACCAUGAAACUCCAUUACCUCAAAGCGGUUUACUUCUUUUCCAGCCAUGCAGUGGAAGGGCUAACUAUCAUGAACAUGAAAGAAGCCAUGUUUUACUUGCUUAACGAUUACUACAUCACCUGUGGGCGGAUCAAGCGGUCGGAGUCUUCGGGUCGACCGUACAUAAAGUGUAAUGACUGCGGCAUAAGGUUCGUGGAAGGUGUUUGCGACGAAACUGUGGAUGAAUGGCUUGAAACUGACGACGAUUCUAAGAGGAAUUUGCUUGUUUAUCAUCGAGCCAUCGGCCCUGAGUUGUCCUUUUCUCCUUUAGUUUACUUGCAGGUUACUCAGUUCAAAUGUGGUGGAAUUUCACUAGGGCUGAGUUGGGCUCAUAUCCUUGGAGAUGCAUUUUCAGUCUCUAAUUUCAUCAACAAUUGGGGCCAACACAUGGCUAUGGUCAAUGUCAAUAGUUCCCCAGCCCUCGCACCAAGAUCCCUAACCAAUACUGCAAAACCUGAGGCACCCGGUGAACCACUUUCUGCAAAGCAAGUGAACCAUGUGGGAGACCUUUGGGUGCUUGCCAAUAACUGCAAAAUGGAAACUUUUUCUUUCAACUUGACCACACAACAUUUAUCAAACUUACAAGCCAAGAUCGGUUCAGUUUCGGCUUUCGACUCAAUUUGUGCCCUACUUUGGCGAGCGAUAGCCAAAGUCAGGGAAGGAUUUGAGCCACAAAUUGUUACCGUUUGUAGGAAAGAUCCAUGCCAUGACGAUAACAAUGUUCUUGGUAACAAUCAAAUUAUAAGAACAAUCAAGGCAAGCUUCUUGGUCGGUGAAUCGGAUUUGAACAAGUUAGCAACGUUGAUCGCCAAUGAUCAAGGUCAAGUGUGUGAUGAAAGAAACAGGAUUGAAGCCGCGGUGGAGAAAGAUAAUGGGUCUACAGAUUAUAUCGUGUAUGGAUCAAAUUUAACAUUUGUGAACUUAGAAAAUGCAGGUUUAUAUGAAUUGGAGUUGAAUGGAGAAAAGCCAAAGUUGGCAUAUUAUUCAAUCCAAGGUGUGGGUGAUGAAGGAGCAGUUUUGAUUCUUCCGCUGCCGCACGGUUCCGCAGCUGAAAAUGAAGGUGAACCAAGAUAUUUGGUAAACCUAACUUUGCCUGAGGGUCAAGUAUUUAAGCUCAAGGCUGAGCUAAAAAGGGCUUCUCUACUCUAGAUUUCUCUAUGCUAGGGAUUUCAACAUAGAAUUUGAAAUAAGUUUCCUAUUAUUUAAAUUAAAUAAUAAAAACUUAUUUAAAUCUGAUGGUAUAAAUAAGUUGAAAAGGGUGAUCAGGCUAGUUUGUGGGGAUUUCUAGUGCAAGCUCUUAUACAAAAAGUUUAGCCUAAGCUUUUACCUAUUUAAUGUAACAAGUCAUCACAAAAUAUCUAAUCUAUUUUGUAACUCUCAAAAUGAAUUAUUAUGUUAUAAAAUACUUUUAAAAAUA
This is a messenger RNA of Gossypium raimondii (Peruvian cotton), 1736 nucleotides long. RefSeq names its product protein ECERIFERUM 26-like. Gene Ontology annotation, molecular function: acyltransferase activity, transferring groups other than amino-acyl groups. The record is from RefSeq and is a predicted model, not a curated record. NCBI's taxonomy places the organism in Eukaryota, Viridiplantae, Streptophyta, Magnoliopsida, Malvales, Malvaceae. The coding region runs from base 167 to 1468 and encodes 433 amino acids. The transcript is spliced from 2 exons.